AAGCAUGUUUAACAUGCCAGUGGUGUAGACACGGUGCUCCAUGCCUGCAUGUGUGCUUGCUGCGAGUCUGCGUCUGCUACAAUGACCAACAGUGUGGUUGCGACCGACUGCUGCGCGCAUCGAAACAACUGUGCAGUUGCUAACCAAUGACAAUCGGAGGAAAUAUUUCGGAGUAUAGAUUCCCAAGCAGCCGUAUUUAUACACAACCUACACAUCAUCAUCAAACCCUUUUGCAAUGCCUGUCAGAACGCUUGGUUGUCCGUGAGCGAGAAGAUGCGUUGGUAUUCAAAGCCGUAUACCUGUAGGACAAGUCAUGGACUGAACGGGCUUUUGGACUCACUUGUGGAAUUUUAUGCUUGCCCGUGGCACGAUGCCUUAUCUGACUAAACCGCUGUUUUUACUCUUCUGUUUGGUCGUUACUGGGGAAUGCCGUAGGCUUGGACACCGAGUACGGAGAUGGACGGAAACCGUGGAGACGGCAAAGCAUGGACCAGAGACCACAAAGCAUGGCCCUUCCUUGACAAAGAAACCUCCAGAUGUGACCAAGAAUCGCAAGCUGAAGACAGAGCAGCUUCUGAAAGUAGAUGAUCAUGAUUUCACCAUGAGGCCGGCAUUUGGAGGCCCUGCUAUCCCAGUCGGGGUGGACGUACAGGUGGAGAGCCUGGAUAGCAUCUCAGAAGUAGACAUGGACUUCACCAUGACCCUGUACCUGAGACACUAUUGGAAGGACGAGCGUCUGUCCUUCACCAGCUCCACCAAUAAGAGCAUGACAUUUGACGGGCGUCUGGUCAAGAAGAUCUGGGUGCCCGAUGUGUUCUUCGUCCACUCCAAGAGAUCCUUCAUCCAUGACACCACCACAGUCAACAUCAUGCUCAGGGUCUUUCCCGAUGGACACGUUCUGUACAGCCUGAGGGUGACAGUGACAGCAGCCUGUAACAUGGACUUCAGCCGUUUCCCUUUGGACACCCAGUCCUGCUCCCUGGAGCUAGAGAGCUAUGCUUAUACAGAUGAGGACCUGAUGCUGUACUGGAAGAGUGGGGAUGAGUCCUUGAGUACGGAUGACCGUAUCUCCUUGUCUCAGUUCCUCAUCCAGAAGUUCCACACCACAUCUCGGCUGGCCUUCUACAGCAGUACUGGCUGGUACAACCGUCUGUACAUCAACUUCACCCUGCGGAGACACAUCUUCUUCUUCCUGCUUCAGACCUACUUCCCGGCUACCCUCAUGGUUAUGCUGUCUUGGGUAUCCUUCUGGAUCGACCGCAGGGCCGUCCCAGCUCGUGUCUCCCUGGGUAUCACUACAGUGCUCACCAUGUCCACCAUCAUCACUGGAGUCAACGCCUCUAUGCCCAGAGUAUCCUACAUCAAAGCAGUGGACAUCUACCUGUGGGUCAGCUUCGUGUUUGUCUUCCUGUCUGUCCUGGAGUACGCUGCUGUCAACUACCUGUCCACUGCACAGGACCGCAGGGAACGCAAGAUGAGAGACGAGAUGAGGGAAAGGGCCAGGUCACAGUCGCUACCCUGCACCUGUGGCAUGUCCCAGACCAGGACCAUGCUAUUAGACGGGACCUACAGCGAGGCGGACACUAACAGCCUGGCCGGCUACACCUCAGGAACUAUGGGGCCCGAGGAGGACAUGGAUAUGCCCCGCGACAUGAUGACUGAGAAGCAGCCUCCUGGAGAACACACAGUGGUCCACCUGUCUGCUAGCAGCGAGUCAACGACAACCAAGAAGAAAGGCAUCAGGGCCCUCAAUAUUAUCCAGAAUACACACACCAUCGAUAAGUACUCCAGGAUGUUAUUCCCUGGCUCCUAUAUCCUAUUCAACAUAAUCUACUGGUGUUCAUACUGUUUAGGAGCGUAGGGUCUACUGUAUAGGAGCGUAGGAUCUACUGUUUAGGAGCGUAGGAUCUACUGUUUAGGAGCGUAGGGUCUAAUGUUUAGGAGCGUAGGAUCUACUGUUUAGGAGUGUAGGAUCUACUGUUUAGGAGCGUAGGAUCUACUGUUUAGGAGCGUAGGAUCUACUGUUUAGGAGUGUAGGGUCUAAUGUUUAGGAGCGUAGGAUCUACUGUUUAGGAGUGUAGGAUCUACUGUUUAGGAGCGUAGGAUCUACUGUUUAGGAGCGUAGGAUCUACUGUUUAGGAGCGUAGGGUCUAAUGUUUAGGAGCGUAGGGUCUAAUGUUUAGGAGCGUAGGAUCUACUGUUUAGGAGCGUAGGAUCUACUGUUUAGGAGCGUAGGAUCUACUGUUUAGGAGCGUAGGGUCUACUGUUUAGGAGCGUAGGAUCUACUGUUUAGGAGCGUAGGAUCUACUGUUUAGGAGCGUAGGAUCUACUGUUUAGGAGCGUAGGGUCUAAUGUUUAGGAGCGUAGGGUCUAAUGUUUAGGAGCGUAGGAUCUACUGUUUAGGAGCGUAGGGUCUACUGUAUAGGAGCGUAGGAUCUACUGUUUAGGAGCGUAGGGUCUACUGUUUAGGAGCAUAAGAUCUACUGUUUAGGAGCAUAGGGUCUACUGUAUAGGAGGAGCGUAGGGUCUAAUGUUUAGGAGCGUAGGGUCUAAUGUUUAGGAGCGUAGGGUCUACUGUUUAGGAGCGUAGGGUCUAAUGUUUAGGAGCGUAGGGUCUACUGUAUAGGAGCGUAGGAUCUACUGUUUAGGAGCAUAAGAUCUACUGUUUAGGAGCAUAGGGUCUACUGUUUAGGAGCGUAGGGUCUACUGUUUAGGAGCGUAGGAUCUACUGUUUAGGAGCGUAGGGUCUAAUGUUUAGGAGCGUAGGGUCUACUGUUUAGGAGCAUAAGAUCUACUGUUUAGGAGCAUAGGGUCUACUGUUUAGGAGCGUAGGGUCUACUGUUUAGGAGCGUAGGAUCUACUGUUUAGGAGCGUAGGAUCUAAUGUUUAGGAGCGUAGGGUCUACUGUUUAGGAGCGUAGGAUCUACUGUUUAGGAGCAUAAGAUCUACUGUUUAGGAGCGUAGGAUCUACUGUUUAGGAGCAUAGGAUCUACUGUUUAGGAGCGUAGGGUCUAAUGUUUAGGAGCGUAGGGUCUACUGUAUAGGAGCGUAGGAUCUACUGUUUAGGAGCGUAGGAUCUACUGUUUAGGAGCAUAGGAUCUACUGUUUAGGAGCGUAGGGUCUAAUGUUUAGGAGCGUAGGGUCUACUGUAUAGGAGCGUAGGAUCUACUGUUUAGGAGCGUAGGAUCUACUGUUUAGGAGCGUAGGGUCUACUGUUUAGGAGCGUAGGAUCUACUGUUUAGGAGCAUAAGAUCUACUGUUUAGGAGCGUAGGAUCUACUGUUUAGGAGCAUAGGAUCUACUGUUUAGGAGCGUAGGAUCUACUGUUUAGGAGCGUAGGGUCUACUCUAUAGGAGCGUAGGGUCUACUGUUUAGGAGCGUAGGAUCUACUGUUUAGGAGUGUAGGAUCUACUGUUUAGGAGCGUAGGGUCUAAUGUUUAGGAGCGUAGGGUCUACUCUAUAGGAGCGUAGGAUCUACUGUUUAGGAGCGUAGGAUCUACUGUUUAGGAGCGUAGGGUCUAAUGUUUAGGAGCGUAGGGUCUACUGUUUAGGAGCGUAGGGUCUAAUGUUUAGGAGCGUAGGAUCUACUGUUUAGGAGCAUAGGAUCUACUGUAUAGGAGCGUAGGAUCUACUGUUUAGGAGCAUAGGAUCUACUGUUUAGGAGCGUAGGAUCUACUGUUUAGGAGCGUAGGAUCUACUGUUUAGGAGCGUAGGGUCUAAUGUUUAGGCGCAGUAUUGGCCCUGGUCAAUUGUAGUGCACUAUCUAGGAAAUAGGGUGCCAUUUGGGAUGCAUACUAUGUUCAUCAAAUGAAUGUGUUUAACACACUCAUCAAGGACAAGAGAGGCUGCAGUUGGUGUUUACGUGGACAUUUGGUACUAAUGGCUAAUAUUUAGGAUAUGGACUUUUGACUGUGGCACUGGCCUAUAUGAGACUGAUCUAUACUGAAAAAAUAUAUAAAUGAAACAUGCAACAAUUUCAAUAAUUUUACUGAGUUACAGAAAUCAACCAAUUGAAAUUAAUUUCUUAUAUCCUAAUCUAUGGAUUUCACAUGACUGGGCAGGGGCACAGCCAUGGGUGGGCCUGGGAGGGCAUAGGCACACCCCCUGGGGAGCCAGGCCCAGCCAAUCAGAAGGAGUUUUUCUCCACAAAAGGGCUUUAUUUCAGAUAGAAAUAUUCCUCAGUCCCAUCAGCUGCCUGGGUGGCUGGUCUCAGAUGAAGAAGUUGGAUGUGGAGGUCUUGGGCUGGCGUGGUUACACGUGGUCUGCGUUUGUGAGGCCAGUUGGACGUACUGCCAAAUUCUCUAAAACGAUGGUGGAGGCGGCUUAUGGUAGAGAAAUGAACAUUAAUUUCUCUGGCAACAGCUCUGGACAUUCUUGCAGUCAGCAUGACAAUUGAACGGUCCCUCAAAACUUGAGACAUCUGUGGUAUUGUGUUGUGUGACACAACUUCACAUUUUAGAGUGGCCUUUUAUUGUCCCCAGCACAAGGUGCACCUAUGUAAGUGUCAUGCUGUUUAAUCAACUUCUUGUUUUGCCUGUCAGGUGGAUGAAUUAUCUUGGCAAAGGAUAAAUGCUCACAAACAGGGAUGAUAUUUGUGCAUAUGGAAUAUUUCUGGGAUAUUUUAUUUCAGCUCAUGAAACAUGGGACCAACACUUUACAUGUUGCAUUUAUAUUUUUGUUCAGUGUAUAUGGGUCUGUGCUUACUAUGUAUAUUAAGGUAAGUGUGACUCACGAAGGAUGAAAGAGGUGGCGAGCAUCUGAGAGACAGAGACUGAGUUCUAUGUGGAUAUUUGGCACAGAUGACGAGAGAGAGAGAGAGAGAGAUGUUCUUCAUCAUCCCACUCUAGCUUUUGUGAAUUCCUCUUAAUGUAUUCCACAGCGUGAUUGAUUGCUCUGCAAGUACGUAUCAGAGGUUGUUUAAAAAUGAUUUUGUCCACAGAAGUCUUUUGUACAAAUGUACAGUAUGUCUACAAUGUUGUUGACUUUGCAUUCAGGUCUAUUUGACCAAGUACCAGUUCAGCCUGGUGGUGGAGUAUAAUAGUUGUGUGUCAAAUGUAGUGAACGGCAGUAAAUAGAGAACAUGAUGCCAUUAGGGACACACACGAUGACUGUACAGUAAAUUGCUCUGGAUUAGAGCGUCUGCAACAUACAGUACCAGUCAAAAGUUUGGACACACCUACUCAUUCAAGGGUUUUUCUUUAUGUUUACUAUUUUCUAUGUUGUAGAAAAAUAGUGAAGACAUCAAAACUAUGAAAUAACACAUAUGGAAUCAUGUAGUAAUCAAAAAAGUGUUAAACACAUCAAAAUAUAUUUCA
Molecule: messenger RNA, 5314 nt
Organism: Oncorhynchus keta (chum salmon)
Lineage: Eukaryota; Metazoa; Chordata; Actinopteri; Salmoniformes; Salmonidae
Product: gamma-aminobutyric acid receptor subunit rho-2-like
Exons: 9
Coding region: 353-1861 (502 amino acids)
Biological process (GO): nervous system process; signal transduction; monoatomic ion transmembrane transport
Cellular component (GO): neuron projection; membrane; GABA-A receptor complex
Molecular function (GO): GABA-A receptor activity; neurotransmitter receptor activity; extracellular ligand-gated monoatomic ion channel activity
Source: RefSeq, a predicted model, not a curated record